UCGAAUCUUAAUUUCUGUGGCUUGAUCUUCUUGAUCGUUUUCACUAGGUUUUUAUUUCCUUAAUCGGGUUUCAUCCAUGGCGUCAGGUUAUUAAAUGUUUCUUCCUCCCGCUCCGUUCAGCACAACGCUGUUGCUGUUAUAUUCAUUUGUCGUCAUCGAAAUUCUGGAUAGAAAAGAUUUCUGAGACAUAGGGUUUAGGGUUUUCUUUUGACCAAGUUCGGUCUUUUCUAGGUUUGAGGAUUCUCUUGUCCUGGAGCUCGAUCUAUUUAAAAUCUCUUUCACUUCGCUAUCUGCGCGACCACUGAAGUAACCCUGAUCGUGCGGCGAAAACUUUCUACUAUUCUGUCAAUUCAUUCUUUUCUGACUUCAACGAUCUCCAUUAUUUCUCACUGUCACAGUCUCCAAAAACCUCGACUUUGCAUGCAUGGAGGUGAGGUCCGAUCCUUCAAUGAUCCCCAAUAGGGACUCAUUCACCAUCAGCGUUCAGAAAUCUCCGGCAACAUCGCCGACGCCUGCGGCACAGAGCAUUCGAAUGCCAUACAGCAGCGACGGCCCGCCGGCCUUCAGGCCAGCUUCUUCUUCAGCUUCAUACCAGGUAGGCGGAGCAGAGUUACCUGCAGCGCAGAUUAUGGCCGUAAACACAGGGGAGUCCGUGAAGCGGAAGCGUGGGCGGCCGAGGAAAUACGCCGGCGAUGGGAAGCCGGCCGUUGGGAAGUCAGCCGCACCAUUGUCAUCACCUGCUUCUACUGGAUUCUCUUUGUCCUAUACCUCAUCUGCAACUCCUCGGUCUCGGGGGUCAUCUUCACUGCUGCUGGGGAAUAUGAAGAAGUCGAAAGGACGGGCGUCUGGUUAUGGGAAGAAGCUUCAGAUGGAUGGUUUAGGAUUGGGUGGAAUCGGGUUUACUCCUCAUGUAAUCACAGUUAAAGCUGGUGAGGAUGUUUCAUCAAAGAUCAUGUCAUUUUCGCACCAUGGACCUCGUGCAGUGUGCAUUCUUUCCGCAAAUGGUGCUAUAUCAAAUGUGACUCUUCGUCAAGCCGCAACUUCGGGUGGCACGGUUACUUACGAGGGCCGCUUUGAAAUCUUAUCACUUUCUGGUUCAUUUUUGCUGUCUGAGAGUGAUGGUCAGCGGAGUCGAACCGGUGGACUGAGUGUAUCAUUAGCUGGUUCUGACGGCCGUGUAUUGGGCGGCGGAGUUGCCGGACUUCUGACUGCUGCAUCGCCCGUUCAGGUGGUUGUGGGUAGCUUCAUUGCAGAUGGUGGGAGAAAAGAACCGGAACAUACCAUCCCAGCAGACAUCGCUUCCGCUCCUGUAAAACCUGCUCCAGUUGGAUUGCCAAACCCCUUAAGCCCCGCAUCACAGGGCACGGUGAGCGAGUCAUCCGGCGGCGGCCCCGGCAGCCCUGCGAACCGGAGUGCUAAUGGCAAUAACAAUCAACAACAAAGCCUGGCUAAUAUGCCAUGGAAGUGAAUCAGAACCUAUUUAUUUAACCGUUGUGAUAUUGUGUUUCCUAAGGAAUUCUAGAUUUUGAGUGAGUGAAAAAAAAUAUAUGAUUAUAUUUAUUGUUCUUUGAUAAAUGAUUAUUUAGCAGUGAAUUUGGAUGAAUGAAAUGUUAUUGGUGAUAGUUUUCUUGGGCCUUAAGAUUUAUAUGAUAA
Messenger RNA from Phalaenopsis equestris, 1653 nucleotides. RefSeq names its product AT-hook motif nuclear-localized protein 10-like. Bases 425 to 1468 code for a protein of 347 amino acids. The record is from RefSeq and is a predicted model, not a curated record. NCBI's taxonomy places the organism in Eukaryota, Viridiplantae, Streptophyta, Magnoliopsida, Asparagales, Orchidaceae. Gene Ontology annotation, molecular function: minor groove of adenine-thymine-rich DNA binding. The transcript is spliced from 5 exons.